UCUUUGUCGUCAUUUUUAUAGCAGUUUUUUUUUUCUUUUUUAUAAAUGAUACGAAAAAAAAGUAAUCCUAUCUAUUAGUGGUAUUAUUUACUUGCGUUAUUUUUUACGGUUAAAAAGAGAAAUCUACUUUCGAAGGAAAAAAUUUCUGUAUUCAGGAUCGUUUCUCGAGUAAAUAUUUCUUGAAAUUUUUACGGACAUUAAAUAAAUACGUAACUAAAUAUAAAUAAAUAAUAAGCAAGUGUGGAGAAACUUGGAUAUCGGCUUACGUUACCAGGUUUAGUUUUUUUUCUUUUCUUUUUUUGUUUCCUACGUUUAGUUAAAAGAGAAAAUAGAUAGUAACGAAGAGACACACUGAUGACACUUUAAUCUCACAAUAUGAUUUCUCUUUUCUCAAAUACGAUUCAAUACGUUUUUUUUUUCUCGUCUUGCACGUUCACGUGCACAUUUUGUAAAGAAAAUUGCGGCAUGACACAUCGUCGACUUUCACGAUUACCGGAGUCGUUGACAUCGUUAUAUACCAUGCCGUCUUCGUUGACUAUUAUUUCUUAUGAUGUAUAAUCUAACGAAAAAAAAAGAAAAAAAAAAAAAAAGAAAAAAAAUUUCCAUACAAAUUGCAUCGUUAUCAUAUCGGUCAUUAUUUUAUAAUGAUUCUCCUUCGAGAUGAUUUGUAUUCUUUGAUGUGGAGUAAAAAUCGAAAAAAAAAAGAAAGAAAGAAAGAAAGAAAGAAGAACAACAUAAAUUUACGACAUAACUAUAGAAUAAUAAUAACAAUAUAAAAAAAAAAACCGAUAACAACAUAAUAACAAAACAACAUAAACGUGACGUCGUUUCGUAGGAAAAAAAGGAUAAAGGAAAAAUAUUGUUUUUCAAAUUUGUCGAAUUUAUAUUAAAUUUUCAAUCUAUUUUAUAUUACUCGAUCUUUCUCUAUGACUUGAGACGAGUGCACGUGUACGCGUUUGUCCUGUUCGUUGUUAGAAAACGGUAGUCGUAAAUAUUACCAUGGUAUUCCUUUAACGAACGACAAGAGACCGUGAAUUAUACUUUGGACACGAGGUCGCACUCGUUUCAAACGUAUAAACUGCAUCUAAAUUCUAAAAGCAGUUCAACCUGACACUUCCUUUUAAUCUUCUUAUUCUUUAAGAAUUACGAAUAAACGAGUUAGAUAAAAGUAAUAGUAUAGAAGAUACGAUUUUCUUUUUUAUUAUUUACGAUUCGGAAUUUUAGAUAAUUUUUGUCGUUUUUUUUAUCUUUUUUUUUUCUUCUUCUUUUUUUUUUUUUUAUUAUUACUGGAAAAGUGUCAGUUGUGUAUUAACGUUCAGAAAAAAAAAGAAGAAGAAGAAGCAUAAUCUACAAAAAAAUUAUUUUCGUUUUCUAUCAUUAACGCGUUUUUAGAAAGAAAGAGAGAGAGAGAGAGAGAGAGAAAAAAAAAGGGAAGAAAAAAGAAAAUUAUUUAAAUCGUUUCGAGGAAAGAAAAAUGCCUUAACUCCUGUUAAUUCGAUCAAUCAAUACUUUCUACAUUCUUAGCCAUUGAUUUUCACCCAAGGGUAAUAGAUUUUAAGGCGUUUACUGGUCAGUCCAACUCAAUGUGUUCUAAUUUACAACAUUUCUUUUUUCCUCUCUCUCUCUCUCUCUCUCUCUCCUUCUCUCUGAAAUUUUCGUCAGACCUAAUCUAAUACGAAUAAAUUGUUACGUUGAUGUAAAAAAGAAAAAAAUAAUCGGAGAUAUGUUAGCUCGUGUAGUAAGUAAGUAAGUAAGUAAGAUGACGUAAAAAUCGCCAGUGCAAAACGAAACGCCACAUAUGUUCCAGCAUGAUUAAGAGAGCGUAAAGAAGGUGCGAUAUAUAUAUAUAUAUAUAUAUAUAUAUAUAUAUAUAUACCCAUAGUACUUCAUAAUAUCAUAAGAGAAAAAAAAGGAAGACAUUAUAAACUUUAGUUCGGCCAGACGUAACGAAAAAAAAAAGGAAAAAGAGAAAAAAGAAAAAGGAAGAAGAGAGACAGAGAGAGAGAGAGAGAGAGAGAGAGAGAGAGAGAGAGAGAGAGAAAAGGAAAGAAAAAAAGAGAACACCACGAAAGAGGAAUCCUGUGUGAAAUUAUUUAGUACGAUAGUAAUGGUAGUACAUCGACUUUAUGUAUGUAUGUGAGAGUAAAAAAACGUCAGCAUCUAUGAAGGACACGUGGGAUCAGCUAAGAUGAGACGCUUCGACGAUGUCCGUGGUACCCGUAAAAUCGGAGCGUCGCCUCCAUUUCGUGUUCUCACGACACGAGAUUCUUCCUAUCUCGGCACGUCGUCGUCGUCAUCGUCGAUCAUACCCCAACCAAGAUCGACAACGUCACCAAAAAUACAGUUACCACCAGCUCAACCUCCAACACCGCCACCACCAACCGCACCGGAUCCUUAUAAAUUGGUGCCAGCUGGUACAGCCCUUGGUAGGGCCCAUCGUCGUUCCAGUUUCGUGAUAAUCGCUGAAAGUAGACCAGCCACUCCGGAAUCAAGAAGUGUCUCGCCUACUCAACCACUAGGAAGGGUUUCGCCAUUUCGAGGUCGUGGUUUCAAGGGUCCACCACCUAGAUCAAGACCAGACUCACCGGAUGAUUAUCUUGAUCUAAGAAAGAGCCAUCAAAGAAACGUUCGAAAUGAUUCGAGAGUAUCCCAACAGAGCAGUCCGAGGAAGAGUUUGAUACCUCAACCGACCCGACGGCGAUCAGUUUCUCUUAGCAAAACAACGGAUGAUAGAGUAUCACCAAACAUUGGACGUCGUGGUGAUAAGAAAAAUUGGCUGAGCGUUCAUGGUAGUAUCGAUAAUGUCAAUGACGGCCGUAGAAAUAAUCUUUUAAACGAUUCAUCAAAAUUGAGACGCGAUCGAGGGAUAAUUAGAACACCGUCGAAACUUUCACCAAUUCGUGGUACACCAACGAGAGUUGACAAAUCAAAUAUACGUACAGUAACAACGAGAGAUUCUAAAAAUGUUAAAAAUCUUCAACGGAAUACAACGACGACGGUUAAUUCCGUUUCACGUUUUAUAUCGCCACCGAAGAACAUUCAAAAAAGGGAAAGAUUUAUAACGACCGAUGAUAACGUGACGCCCAUCAAAACAUCAAGAAUACCUUUGAAAAACAAUGGAUCAAAAGGUUCGUCAAAUAUCAGCAUGUCCGAGAUGUCGAGAAACAAGGAAAUCAAUGAUAACGAGAAAAUCGAUCAAAUGGAAGAUACGAUUAAAGUGAACAACAAUGAAUCAACGAGAAAUGAUAAUGUGAAGGAUCAAAUUGGUUUAACGGAUCUUUUGAAAAGGACAUCCGGUGUAACUGGUACGUCAAGUGUCGUUAAUACGACAACGACUACAGCGGUCCAACCAUUACGUAUCGAUAAUUCAAGAAUUCCAAUAGAUACGACGAAAGUCGAAGGACAAUUCAUUGACGUAACAAGAAAAUCCGAAUCGUCAUAUUUAAAAAACGAUGAUACGAAUGGUAAUAAAUCGAGAUUGUUAAAUGGUCAAAAUCAUGAUGAUAAAAAUAAUACCCGAAAAAAAAAUACACCAUCGACUUAUGGUACACCAACAAGAGCUAACAACGAACAACGUUAUUCGACGACUAACAAGGAUGGUGCUAGUGAUUCAUCGGGUGGUAGUAAUUCGAACAAUGCCAUUAAAUCUCGUUUAAAUAGCGCACGAACUAAUAGAGUUUACAAUCGUACAACCAGCCGUGAACGUUUCGACGUUUCAAAGGAAAACGAUUCCGUUAAUUCGAAGACAAGUUCCAAUGCGAGAAAUUCAAAGAAUUCAAAGUCGAACAAACGAUCGAAUUUCAUCGAUGAAAUAUCACCAGUUUCAAAUAAUUCCAUUUUAGAAAAUGAUAGGAAAGAAAUAGAGAUCGUCAAAAUAAUUACAGAUACGAAUAAAAAUGUUAACGAUGGAAAAUCAAUAACGAGUAACGAAGUUAUCGUCAUUAAUACGAUCGGUGGUGGUACGAUUAAUAAUAAAACGAUGACAGAUGAUAACACGUCUUCGUCUAAAUCUAACAAGAUUAUUGGAAAUAGAGUAAUAACUGAGGCAACCGUUGAAACUGAAACAUUGAGGCAAAACGUUAUUGAUCAAGGAGAAAAUGUUUUCGUUUCGUCGAACGAAACGGAGAGAAUAUCUGGGACAAUGUCAUCAUUGAAAACAAACGUUAAAGGGAAUGAGAUAAUAACUAAUACGACGACGACAACAACAACGACAACUACGACUGUUACGUCUAUGUCACGAACUAAUGGUAUUUCUGUUAAUUCCAUUAGUGAUUCCGGAACGAUCGGUAAUGUUCCUUUAAAAACUGUUCAUACACGUAAUAUUCAGAAUCAUGGGAAUGGAAAUACACCGAAAAGGUCAUUGACCCAACUUUCUACUGGAUCUAAUGAUAGUGAACGAUCCACUGAUACUGGGGUCAGUGUUGAUACCGUCAAAGGAGUUUCCUCGCCAAGAGUGAAAAGCGGAAUGCAUGUGGUCAAACGACCGGAUGAGAUCGAGACAUUGAGCGGAAACGUGAUGAGACCAGAACAAAAUGGCGAUCCAACGGCGUUGCAGACAGCAGGUGAGCUCAACUCGGAGGAAGAUAGGCCAAGUGCCGACAAGCCCCUUAGUCGAUGGAAAAGGACCUUGGGCCGUUAUUACGAACGUUUUCCAAGUAUGAGAUGUUUAGCAUGUCGACGUAAUUCUAAGAUCCUUUCGUGGUCCAGAAAGAGGGAAACAACUACUAUGGGAAACGAACCAAUGGAAACGAGACAUGACAUUGCCGAUGAUAUACCAGUCGAUUGUUGGUCCAAAUUCAAGAAAAGAUGCAGAUGUCAACGUCCAAAGGGAAUUAGAUGCUGCGCAAGAAGGGACAGAGUCGCACCGGACGAGCCCAAUAUUUGUUUUCCACCGGAGAGAAGAUUAUCCGCCCUUUGCCAACGGCUUUUUGCCAGUUGCAAAUGUAAAUGUGCGGACGUACAACGCACAAGGGAUAUACGUGCCAAGCCCAGUCUGACUAGUGUCGCGCCCCCUCCACUUUCCGAGGAGCCAAAGGCUAAAAUACCUGACGUUUUGGUGGAGCACAACUCUUUGAUGCGAGGUGCCAUUCCUUGUAUGCCAGUUCCAUUAGCUUGGUUUUGUCUCGUAUUUAACGUCUUGCUACCUGGUACAGGGACAGUUUGGAGCGGACUAUUCAAUCUUUGCACAGGACAGCCAAGAUUUUCGGCAGUGGCCGGUUUAAAGGCAAGAUUUGGUGCAUUUGUCGUUAAUCUUAUAGUAGGCGUCAGCCAAUUAUUCACAGUACUAUUUUGUCUCGUUGGAUGGGGCUGGAGCGUUUGGUGGGGUGUAACGAUGGUUCGUUUGGCAAGAAAGUACAAAAGAUAUAAAGCUUCGGAAGCUGCAAAUGGUGAUCCAGAGGCAAGAACAGGAGAAGGAUCUGGCAUACCACCUGGAUUACCCAGUCAAUCAUUGAGAGGAAUCGAAAGAGCACGUUGAACUAUCGAUUUAAUUAUAUUUCCUUGGCUUCACAUCUUCCGAUCGAACGUAAACGUUCGUUCUUUGACGAUCGAAAAUGAUCGAUUAAAUGGUAUAUAGUUAUUCUUUUUAUGAUCGUUUUUUUUCUCUUUUUUUUUUUUUUUUUUCGUUUCCUUUCUUCACAAUCACGACUUGGGGAUAAGGACGAUAUGGGAAUUAUCGUCCGAUAUUGUUGUACUCUUUCGAAAAAGGAAGAGAUAAUUUUGAGAUUUGCAAGAAAAAAAAAAAAAAAAAGAAAAUAGAUCGAGUUGUACGAUCGAUUUGAUAUAAUCGACACGUGUGACUUUUAAUAAUUCGUCGAGAUCAUUUAUCAUUGGGAUUGAGACGAACGAAAAUUUUUCUCUUUUUUUUUCUUUUUUUUUUUUUUUUUAGAAUUAUCGACAUCAACGAAAGAUAGAAAAGAAAUCUCUUGGCGAUAUCGUUUGAGAAAUGAAUGGUUUCGUUUCAGAGAUAAAGAACAAAAAAAAAUAUAUAUAUAUAUAUAUAAACAAACAAGCAAAAUAAACAAACAAGAUAAGAAAGAAAAUAAUUGUUUGGACGUUGUCGCGUUGUACGGAUGAUAAUGGAGUUAUCAAAAAAUUGUAUUCUAAUUUUAAAAGCUGUAAUGGCGCAAUACGGUAAAGUGCCAAAUUUACAGCUCAAAAAAGAGAUUCAAAAGAUUGAAUCUCGCUCAUCUCUCUUUUUCUUUUUCUUUUUCUUUUUUUUUUUUUUUGGACAUCAUCCAGAAUUUUUUUUCUACACACGACGCGUCUUUAAGGACGAAGAGAAACUUUUUUGAUUUUAUUUUUAAUUUUGCUUUCCUUUUUCUUUUUUUUUUUUUCUUUUUUUGUUUUUUUCUUUUUAAACAUUUAUCUCACAAAAGAGACACCGUCAACGUCAUUUUUUAUCCAAAGGAGAACGAUACUUUGUACGUGCUCGAAAUUAUUUUACGAGAUUAAUUAAUUAAUUAAUCGAAAAAUCCGAGAAUUAUAUUUUAUUUAAUCCUUUCUUUUUGUCGGGCUAUAGUUCUUUUUCUUUCUUUUUUUUUUUUUUUUUACUUCUUUUAUUUACUUACUCUUGAUUUGAUUUGAUUUGAUUUAAUUUUAUUUCUUUCGCUCCACCCGCUUUCCCCCGUUUUUAAUUGGACAAACGAGAAGAAGAAGUAGAAAGUUUUUGAAAAAGAUACGCGAAAGCUUGUAAAGCUUGUACGUCAUGACGUUUUAAAAGAGCUUAUCACUUUUACAAAGCUCUUACGUGUUAGAUUAUUACUCUAAUCACGUUAUAAAAACAAACGUCAAUUUAUAUUUUUACAUGCUGAUAGCACUAAACGAGGUGCAAUAUCUACGUUUGUGUGUACGUGCGUUCGUACGCGUGUCUGUCUGUCUGUGUAUGUAUCUGUGUGUGUGUAUAUGUGUGUGUGUGUGUGUGUGUGUGUGUGUACGCAUAACCGUGUCCACGCGCGCGGACAUCUCGACAACUAUUACUAUUACUAUUACUAUUACUACUAUUAUUAUUACUACUAUUAUUAUUAUUACUAUUACUAAUCUACUUUUCUUGUAAAUAUGAAAAUAUAUUACUUACGCUAC
Vespa velutina is the source of this 7080-nucleotide messenger RNA. RefSeq lists its product as uncharacterized. Gene Ontology annotation, biological process: sensory perception of mechanical stimulus; proprioception; taxis. The record is from RefSeq and is a predicted model, not a curated record. Gene Ontology annotation, cellular component: sensory dendrite. Lineage: Eukaryota; Metazoa; Arthropoda; Insecta; Hymenoptera; Vespidae. The coding region runs from base 2189 to 5476 and encodes 1095 amino acids. The transcript is spliced from 9 exons.